Molecule: messenger RNA, 438 nt
Organism: Rhopalosiphum padi (bird cherry-oat aphid)
Lineage: Eukaryota; Metazoa; Arthropoda; Insecta; Hemiptera; Aphididae
Product: E3 SUMO-protein ligase ZBED1-like
Exons: 1
Coding region: 1-438 (145 amino acids)
Molecular function (GO): protein dimerization activity
Source: RefSeq, a predicted model, not a curated record
AUGGGUCAUGAACCCGUAAGAGCUAGAGAGAUAAUCCGAUCACAUGUCUUGCAGCUCAUUGAAUCAGUUGCCCCAACUACUACAAAUCUUAAUGAUACAGAAGAAAGCGAUUUGAAAAUGAGUAAUGUGUUAGCAUUUAUUUACAAAGACCAUACUAAUAGUACAAAUGAUGCAUCUACACAGUUUACGGGAUAUCUUUCAGAACCUCAACUUCGAUUUGACUUAAAUCCCUUAGAGUGGUGGAGAACACGAGAAGAAAAAUAUCCAGCAAUAGCAACUAUUGCCAAAAAAUAUUUAGCAAUCCCAUCAACAUCGGCAAGUUCAGAGAGGUGCUUCUCAACGGCAGGUAACAUUGUGAAUCCAAAAAGAAGUUGCCUUCUUCCUGAAAAUGUGGAUAUGUUGGUAUUCUUAUACCAAAACAGAAAAUUAUAUUUCUAG